GAAAGUUCCUGCUCCGGUGAACACUGACUCCAUAUCGCACCUAUCCCAGCUCCAGUGGUUGCUUCUGAAGAAAAAUAUCUUCAGUUAUGUCAACUGAAUAUGUGCAGGCGUCUCAUGAUAUCUCAGAAGACCGACGGGAUGGACGAGAUGCUCACUGUAACCACUUAGAUGACCUUUCUGAACAACUGUUGAAAAGCUGUGAACUCAAAAAGAUACCAAGAAAGGGGAAAGCUAUUCAAGUCUCUCAGAAAAGUGAGCUGGACCAAAAAAAACCAAAGAGGAAAGAUACACCAGCAAUACACACUCCGCCACCUAUAGCAGGCAUUCUUUCAGACCACUUAAUUAGGAGGUGUGACCCCUCUGAUAAUUCACCAAAAACCAACAUGCAUCUGGCAUUUCAAAAUGCAGAGCAAGAGGAGAAAAAACCGAGAAGGAAAAACACACCUGCAAUAAAUACACCUCCUCUACUUGCAGGUAUUAAAUUACUUAAAGAAGAUAAGCAGACUGUGAUUGUUGAAGAUGAAGAAAAGGAGGCAGAAACGUCACCCUUUUAACAUCCCAUCAUAUCAGCAAGUUUUUGUAAAUAAUUCUGUAUGACUGAAUGGUAGUAUUAUCUCUAAAGCCUAAAAAAAAAACCCACCCAAAAAUAUAAACCAUGUUGCUUUCAGAUGUACAAUAUAUUUUAUCUGUUUUGCAUGUUGAAGUAAAUAUGGAUUAUUUGAGCCAAAUUCUUCCCUACAAUUAAAAUAAAAAUGACCAUGUACCUUAAGUAUUUUAGGAAUUAACAUAUAAAGUCAAUUGGAAUUAACAUAUAAAGUCAAAAAGAAGACAGUUGCCCCAGAAGAAUUCCCUCAUGCCAAAACGCUGCAUGAAACAUAUUAUUCUAUCCCUACUCCUUCCUAUCUAUGAAUACUUAACAGUUGUUGCUUUUAUUCUGCUAUCAGCUGAGACUUGUUUUAUAUAUUUUUAUACAUUUUAACAUCUAUUAUUUCCCUCCUGAAUCCACAGCAACUUUCAGUCUUAUUGUUUUCUCAGUGACUUGCUUCUUCUUCAUGUGCUCUGAAUGAAGUCUGGUGUGGACUCUAUUUCUGCUGGAAAUGUAAUCAAGCUGAAGUGCUGCAGAAUGUCUUUCAUGUGCAGCUUACGGCUCAUGGCACGACUUCCCCACCAGCCUUCACCCCACUGAGCUUUCCAACACUAUCCUAUCCUUGCUUUUCUGACAAUAAAAAUACAGGCCCCUCUCAUCAUGAAACCAGGCAUGAGACUUCCAGCUCAUCCAAUUUGUCCUUUGCCUCAGUUCUGUUGUAGCCGCACACCUACCCCUUGAACCAAUAUUGGCAUUUUAUUUGAGUCAGUACCUUUUUUCCUUUUUGGCAAUUCUCAUUUGGCUAUGUAUAAGACAUAGCAGGAAACCCACCCAUUUAUGUUGGAAACCCAACACUCCAUAGCGUUCCUCAAUAUUGGUUGUAAAGCAGGCCACUUAAGUCAAACCCUACUUCCCGACUGGGAGCAAUAUUAAAAUAGGAGUUUGGUUUCCAGAUAACACUUGAGGCUCAGAUCUACUUUCUUUCUCUCUUGUCCUCUCUCCUCUGCUGUUUUGCUAGCUCUUUUUGUUCCCUUUGCUAUCGUUUCCCAUUUCCUAUCCACUUUCCAUUGCCUUGCUUGCUCCUUUUGUCCCUCUUGGCUGUCCUCUCUUUUCUCCAUCCAUAUUCUACUGUCAAACUUGCAUCUUCUACCCCACUUGGCUUUCUUCUCACGUCUGUCUGUCUGAUGCUGUCUCACUUGCUCCCUUUCUCCCAGUCCAUCCCCUCCAACUCCCUCUGUUUUCUGCCCUGCCACACUUCCUGCUGUCGGUGUACCAGUUGCAGAGGUUGUAAAACUAAGUUGUGGGUGCUAAUAGUGGGACAUUGGGGAACACAGAAGUAGACAUAAAAGCAAAAGGGGGAUUGCAAAGCAAGAUGCCGUAAGUGAGGCAUAUACUGUACAUAUUUUGGGUUUUCUUUACUAAUUUUAUGGUAAACACAAAUAUUGUGUUUAUUGUCUGGUUAUCAUCUGGGAUACAUGAACACAUAAACAUGCAGUUCCAAAUCACAUCACAUUUUUAUCAUCUUGUAUCACCUAGCAGUGAGUAACAACUUAGCGCCUGUUAAUUUUGCUUCCUAUCACUUAAACUAAAUCCAUGUACUCCUUUUAUCUGAGAGAGGUAAACACUUCUACAGAUAAUUUAAGACAAAGUUACACCAUUGAAAACUUGUUAAUAAGUGACAAAGCCCAGAGCUGUAAAUGUUAAUUUAAGUAUUUCAUUUGUAGGACAAACUUUGUUUAUUAUUUUCAUUUGUGCAAGUGAUUUGGUUGUACUUUCUUUAUUAGCAAAUGUAGAUUUAAUGUCACGCUCAGAAUUAGAAUUUGAUGAGAGCAAUCCAUCUUUGCAACUUCCAAAUUAGAAAAUGCAGUGCCAUCUGUAAAGAGAAUUUUCCAGAACUGAAAUGUCUGUACUGUGUGUCAUAUAAAUGAUGUAAUCUAAUAUAGUGGAAUAGGAAUUAUUUGUGUAGAUAAUUAUUCUAAAC
Pogona vitticeps (central bearded dragon) is the source of this 2567-nucleotide messenger RNA. It is a transcript of the gene PPP1R17, whose product is annotated as protein phosphatase 1 regulatory subunit 17. Gene Ontology annotation, biological process: regulation of phosphatase activity. Gene Ontology annotation, molecular function: protein serine/threonine phosphatase inhibitor activity. The record is from RefSeq and is a predicted model, not a curated record. Lineage: Eukaryota; Metazoa; Chordata; Lepidosauria; Squamata; Agamidae.